GCCACCUCCUUGUUAUUCUCCAGCGCAGGCGGCUUGUGUAACUUCACGGUGCAGGACGGAGGAGCCCGACGAACCCGAACCGAACCCGAACGACAAGCCACCCGGACUCUGUCUCGCCUGUCGAUUGAUUAUAUAUCGAUUUUAGUGACUGACUUCAACUCCCCCGCGGCGACGCUCGUUUUCAGUGUGAUUUCCACCCCCCCUUGUCGUGCACCACCACCACCACCAGACACCGACAUGCCGUCUCUGCGACACUCGUACACGGUGACGGUACCGGAGGAACCGGCCGCUUUCCCCUUGGAAAAACCCGACGUGCGGCGAAAGAGCCCGUCGUUGUCACGCUCCAAGCUGGUGUCCACGUUCAUGGGUCUCAUCAUCAACCAGGCCAAGAACAAGAGUCCUCAAGGCCUGGUGGGACUGAGGAACCUGGGCAACACGUGCUUCAUGAACUCCAUCCUGCAAUGCCUGAGCAACACGCCGGAGCUGCGCGACUACUGCCUGAGGAACGUCCAUCGCGCCGACCUCAACAACAACAACAACUGCACGAUGAACUCCGCGCUCAUGGAAGAGUUUGCGAAGCUGACCCAGAGCCUGUGGACCUCUGUGAACAACGAGGCCAUCAGUCCCUCUGACUUCAGGAGACAGAUCCAGAGAUUCGCUCCCAAAUUUGUGGGCUGCAAUCAGCAGGACGCCCAGGAGUUCCUCCGCUUCCUAUUGGACGGUCUCCACAAUCAGGUGAACCGAGUGACGGUCCGCCCCAGCGUGUCCGUCGAGGACUUUGACCACCUCUCGGAUGAUGAGAAAGGCAAGCGGAUGUGGAACAUGUACUUGGAGAGGGAGGACAGCAAAGUCGUGGAUCUGUUUGUUGGGCAGCUGAAGAGCACUGUGACUUGCACCGUUUGUGGCUUCUGCUCCACGGUGUUCGAUCCCUUCUGGGACCUCUCCAUACCUGUUGCACAGAAGAGCUCCGGGGAAGUGAGUCUCAAAGACUGCUUGAGGCUGUUUACAAAAGAGGAUGUGUUGGACGGGGAAGAGAGACCGACGUGCAACAGAUGCAAAACCAGAAGGAAAUGCACCAAACGAUUCAGCAUCCAGAAGUUCCCCCGGAUACUCGUGCUUCACCUGAAGCGCUUCUCCGACUCCAACAUCCGAACCAGCAAGCUCUCCACCUACGUCAACUUCCCCCUCAAAGAGCUGGAGCUGCGGGAGUUCGCCUCGGAGUGCAGCGAGCGCACCGUGUACAACCUGUACGCGGUCUCCAACCACUCGGGAAACGCUCUGGGAGGCCAUUACACGGCCUACUGCAAGAACCCGGCGCUGGGCGAGUGGUACAGCUACAACGACUGCAGGGUGAGCCCGGUGUCCUCCAGCCAGGUCCGCAGCAGCAGCAACGCCUACGUCCUCUUCUACGAGCUGGCGCCCUCCCCGCACAGCAAGUACCAGACGUGUCUGCUUUAGACGCGGCGGCGAGAGGAGUCAAAGAGCCGCACCGACGCUGCGGGAGAGCGCCGCCUGGUGGGGAGAGUCCUGCCAUCACAGACUGUGAACCCUGGAAGGAAAUCGCCCUCUGACCUUCCCCCCCCCCCCCAUGUGAUUUUUGUGAAUGGGGGAGGGGGGGGGGAGGUCCGGAUGUGACGGCACACUCGAACUUCAGGAUGUUUCAAGCAGGGCUCGUACGUCGGAUGGAGCUGAAUUAUUUUACUUGCAUUUAAAAAAAAAAAAGAACCCAAAAAAAUGUAGAAUUCAUCUCGGAGCCCAGCUGUGCGUCAAACUUAAAAUGCUCUUUUGGCAAAAGGGGUCUCGAUGAGGAAAAAAAAGACACUUAACAGCUGUGCCUGGAAUCUGCACCCAGUCGAGUGGAUCUUCUUUGACUUUUCAUGCCCUUUGGACAUGGACUAUUAACGAUGAGGACAUAUAAUAUGCGACGGCAUUGCAGAGACUUGAAAGCCGCCUCACACAGCAAGUGCAGGAUGUAAUUUAUUCUAUUUAACAGAAUGCCAGUAACUGAACGAGCAUACUGUAGACAUGUAAUUGAACAAAGCCUUAUAGUGUCCUCUUAGAGCAGUGAGAAUCCAAUAUUGUAGAGAGGAUGUUUUAUGUCCAAGCACAUGUUAUUUUUGUACAGUAUUUAUGGACAGCGCAGUGAAUGUAACUGUUCUGUGGGAAAGCCAGACACACCAAAGCAGCUGUUUAGAAAUGCAUCAACAAUUCGUCUUGCGGCAAUAAUGUUUGCUGACUUGACACCCGAGUUCCGAGCCUAUAAAUGAUUAAAAUUAAAUGUUAACUUA
Pseudoliparis swirei is the source of this 2288-nucleotide messenger RNA. Its product is annotated as ubiquitin carboxyl-terminal hydrolase 2-like. Gene Ontology annotation, cellular component: cytoplasm. Bases 238 to 1458 code for a protein of 406 amino acids. NCBI's taxonomy places the organism in Eukaryota, Metazoa, Chordata, Actinopteri, Perciformes, Liparidae. Gene Ontology annotation, molecular function: cysteine-type deubiquitinase activity. The record is from RefSeq and is a predicted model, not a curated record. The transcript is spliced from 12 exons. Gene Ontology annotation, biological process: protein deubiquitination.